CCUGGGCAGCAUGUGACACCGGCCAGGUGGGUGCCCGCCUCUCUUCUGCGCUCUGGGCUCGGGGCGGCCGCAGAGCUUGGCGGAGGAUUUAGCCCUGAUGGAGGCCGAGGAGCCUGAGCAUGAAGCUUCUACUUCCACUCCUGCCAUAAAAGAAUUCAAAGUUAUUCCUGAAGCUAUCAUGAGGAGCAGCCAGAUUCCCACUUUGGAACCUGAAGUUCAAGACCAGGGCCCAUCCUGUAAGUGGACAGAGGAACACAGGCUCCUGGAGAUGCAGUCAAAAGAAUUAAGGGACAUGAAUGACUGUGCAGCUGAAAGUAUGCUCUUUUUCCCUAAAAGAGGCUCUGUGGAUGUGGAGACCAGCCAGGAAGACCUUGUGGCUGGGGCUUGUGACACUCCAGAACACCAGGAGUCAGAACCCCAGACCCUGGCAGACAGUGGAGCAAGGACACUAGCACCUCCAGAGUGUGAGGUCUACCUCAUUCAGGGUGAAUGGCUGGACACGGUCCCCAUACCCACUGAAAUGGGCAGCGGAGUAGAGGUGGAAUUUCCACACGACCUCACCUCCUUGAUAUUGGGAACGGAACAAGCAAAUGAGAAGGAGGAAGUCUCUCCAGUCGCCACUGCUCAGACUGGAUUUUGGCCUCCCUGCAUAGUACACCCUAUAGAAACCAACCAGACCAAGGCCUCUGCAAAUGAAACUGUCAGCCAGGAAGAAGAGCAGCAGCUGGAAAAUGCACAGGAAAGUCAAGGGCAAGAAAGACUAUUACAUCCCCAGGAAGCCCAUGGGCUGGAGGAGCAGCAACAACAGGAAGGGGAAUGUCAGAGGACAGGAACUGUGGGGGAGGGUGUUUGCUCAGAUGGGCUUUUGUGGAAGCAAGAACAGAUGGGAGGUCCGCCUAAUGACAAAAAGGAAGAACAGAGGCCAAAACAGGAAAGGAUACAGGAGGAUGUGCUUGGAAGACAAGGAGAAGGAAAGGGGAACAAUGGGGAAUUAACAGGUGUGAAAUGUGAGUGGGUUCCAGGGAACAGGGAGCAGAAAGCUCAGGGAGAGAGGGGUCUAGAGGAGGAAGAACAGAAGCAAAGUGAGUUCAGGGGGCCAGAGGAGUGUUGGGUGAACUCUCAGUAUGCAGCGAAUCAAAGCUUAGCAGAGAAAUCAGAGGAAUUAACUAGAAAGCAAGUAGAUCAAGGUCUAAGGGGGGAAAUGAGGCCAAUAGAGCUACAGGAAGAAGAGGCAGGGUCCAACAAGAAGGAGGCAGGGAAUUGGGAUAGGCAUGGGUUUGGGAUAGUAGAAGAGCAGAAAGCAGAAAAGGAGGAAGAGUACCAUGGUCCUUCCACACUAACUCCAGUAGCCCCUCAAGUCCCUUAUUCGUGUGACUUGUCUCCAAAAGUCUCUUGUCCUGUGACUCAGAUUCCUGGGACUCUGUCAGAAUCCAGGGCUGGGGAACUGUUCCCCAGAGCUCUGACUCCUUCACCGGAGCCAACUGGAUGGUCCUCCCAGUCCAUUUCUCCACCUGGCUCCUUUCCUACUGGGCAGUUACUUAACAACAAUAUAGGUCAGGAUAGCCAGCCAGAAGGAUCUGAGCUGAGGACAGAGACAGUGUCCAGUCAAGGGACUGAAGUGGUCUUUGCUAAUACGUCUACCACACCUCCAAGAAUGCCAGAUUCAGCUACUUCCAGUCCUGCUGAAGACUCCUCUAUCACAACUACCAUAACACCUGCUAGCCCACCAGUUGUCUUUGCAAGGAGAGAGAGCCCAAGACCUUCUCUCUCAACUGAUAACCUACCUGCCUAUGGAGCACUUGACACUUACCCAUCUGCUGUCCACAGAUACCCCCCUGUGGAGGUCAACAAGGACCAAAGUGCCGGUUCCAACAGGGCCGGCCCUCUCACUGCCCUGGCCAACUGUACUGGCGCCAUCCAGCACAUUAGGAGCAACUCCUUCCCAGGUUCUCAAAGGACACAGCAGACCCCGGACCUGGUGGGAAUGUCACUUUUUUUCUCUCAUUCAGAGUUACCCCAGAGGCCCCCCAAACCUGCCAUCUAUGGUUCUGUGAUGCCACGAAGGGACAGGAGAAGUGGUAGAGACUGCAGCACUAUUUCACAAUCUCCUCCUGCAUUAUCCGCUCCAAGGCAGGGCUCUCAAGAAUUCAUUUCAAGUCCACAGAGGACCAGCAGUCACGAAGGCAGCCAACCAUGGGACUCCCCCAAGGACUCAGCCUUUGCCACAGGAUCUCCUUCCUGUGGUUCUUCACCAUCCACUGUGUCCACGGACUUGAGGAUCUGUGAGCCUCUGAUACCUCCUCUCCCAGAGAAGAGGCACAGCCGCCUUUCCUUCGUGGAGACAGACGAGCAUCCUCCUCCAGUGGUCCCCGCACUGAAGCAAUGGAGCCAUCCUCCUCCACCGGCCCUAAGUGAAGAGCUACAUGGUCCCCCUAAAGGACCCCUUCCUCAUUUUCCUGACACCUCUGUGGCAAGACAGCACCGACCUCUGCCAUCUACUCCAGACAGCUCUCGUCAUACUCAUUCCUCCUCCUCCAGGCUCAGAUACAACAAACCAUUGCCCCCAACUCCUGAUUUGUCCCAACCCCACCAGACUCCCCUUUCUUCUUCCAGUAUCUCAAGGACCUACAGGCCUCUACCCCCUGUCCCUAUCACAGAUCCUUCCACUGAACCACCCCCUUUACCCCCAAAGGCCAGGGGCAGGAGCAGGAGCUCUCAGGGAGAGCUUAUGAACUCAGGGGGCCUAGCCAGACAGCCUGCUAAUCAAGCCUGGACAGUUUCCACUCCCCCCUCUGCUGGACGUACCUCCUGGCCCCCAGCUACGGGCCGACCAACAGAGUCUUUGGCUUCCACCAGUAGGAGUAAGAGCGAAGUGUCCCCUGGUAUGGCUUUCAGCAACAUAACAAACCUUCUAUGUCCCUCUUCGCCUAUAACCCCCUGGACACCAGAGUUCCAGGAACCCAACACUAAUAAUGAAGCAAGGCUCUCAGAAGAGUCUGAGACCUCUGCAGGAGGACCAUUGAAAAGAUCAGCCCCUCAGCAAGGAGGCAAUGGCCCAAGGAGGUCCACUCUGGGCCCAGCAAGGCAGCUAGAAAAGCCCAGCCAUCCCCAGCUGGAGAAAGCAUCCAGUUGGCCCCACAGGCGGGACCCAGGGAGACCCUUAGAGUCCAACAGUGGGCCUGUUGUGCUUCCCAGUGAGGGGCCCAGCAAGCACAAGAGUUGGAAUCGACAAGGCGUGCGCAGACCUUCCAUCUUACCUGAGGGCUCUUCUGAUUCAAGAGGUCCAACCAUGGGAAGAUCCUUCGGCCCCUCAGACAUAGUGGUUUUUCGGGAGAAGAAGCCAAAGGAGGGGACAGGAGGCUUUUCAAGACGCUGCUCCAAGCUCAUCAACUCCUCGCAGCUGCUUUACCAGGAGUACAGUGAUGUUGUUCUCAACAAGGAGAUUCAGAGUCAGCAGCGUCUGGACAACGUGGCAGAGGCACCCGGGCUGGCCUCCCCCAGGCAGCCUCGGAAGGCCCUGGUAUCCUCCGAGUCCUACCUGCAGCGCCUCUCCAUGGCCUCCAGUGGCUCCCUCUGGCAGGAAAUCCCUGUGGUGCGAAAUAGCACUGUGCUGCUCUCCAUGACCCAUGAAGACCAAAAGCUGCAGGAGGCCAAAUUUGAGCUAAUCGUGUCCGAGGCUUCAUACCUGCGCAGUCUACAUAUAGCUGUGGAUCAUUUCCAACUUUCAGCCCAGCUCCGGGCCACCCUCUCCAACCAGGAGUACCAGUGGCUCUUCUCUCGUUUACAGGAUGUACGAGACAUCAGUACCAUGUUCCUUUCAGAUCUAGAAGAGAACUUCGAGAACAACAUCUUCUCUUUCCAAGUGUGUGAUGUAGUCCUGAACCAUGCUGCAGACUUCCGCCGGGUCUACCUGCCCUAUGUCACCAACCAGACCUAUCAGGAGCGUACCUUCCAGAGCCUGCUGAGCAGCAACAGCAGUUUCCGAGAGGUCUUGGGGAAGCUGGAGAGCAACCCCAUCUGCCAACGCCUUUCCCUCAAGUCCUUUCUGAUUCUGCCUUUCCAGCGUAUCACCCGCCUCAAGCUGCUGCUCCAGAACAUCCUGAAGAGGACACAGCCUGGCUCCUCAGAGGAAGCAGAGGCCACGAAGGCCCACCACGUGCUGGAGGAGCUGAUCCGAGACUGCAAUGACAAUGUCCAGAGGAUGCGGCGGACAGAGGAACUGAUCUACCUGAGCCAGAAGAUUGAGUUUGAGUGCAAAAUAUUCCCACUCAUUUCACAGUCUCGCUGGCUAGUGAAGAGUGGAGAGCUGACGGCCCUUGAGUUCAGUGUCUCUCCAGGGCUGCGAAGGAAACUGAACACACGACCUGUCCAUCUGCAUCUCUUCAAUGACUGUCUGCUGCUGUCACGGCCCCGAGAGGGAAGCCGCUUCCUGGUGUUUGACCAUGCUCCCUUCUCCUCCAUCCGAGGGGAAAAGUGUGAAAUGAAGCUGCAUGGGCCACACAAAAACCUCUUCCGCCUCUUCCUGCGGCACAACACGCAAGGCACCCAGGCUGAGUUCCUCUUCCGCACAGACACUCAAAGUGAAAAGCUUCGCUGGAUCUCAGCCUUGUCCAUGCCAAGAGAGGAAUUGGACCUGUUGGAGUGUUAUGACUCCCCACAAGUCCAGUGCCUGCGCGCCUACAUGCCCCGGGAGAAUGACGAGUUGGCUCUGGAGAAGGCUGAUGUCGUAAUGGUGACUCAACAAAGCAGUGAUGGCUGGCUGGAGGGCGUAAGACUCUCAGAUGGGGAGCGGGGCUGGUUCCCUUUGCAGCAAGUGGAGUUCAUUUCCAACCCAGAGGCCCGUGCACGGAACCUGAAGGAAGCUCAUCGAGUCAAGACUGCCAGGCUACAGCUGGUGGAGCAGCAGGCCUAGCUGCUCUGCCGGAACCUCCUGAGCAUACAAACAGGCUGCUCCUGGAGAUAGCUGGCCCCAGAACCUUGCUUCAGAGGCCUUCUCUAGCCCAAGAACAAAGCCCAGCUGACCCAGUCAUCCGGGGCCUUCAUUUGUGUGGGGGAAUAUUGAGGGUCUUCACACUGGACUAUAGGACUCUUUUCCUAGUAAAAGUAACUGUGGGGCCUGAGCCAGGGAACUUUACUUCUACAACAGUAUAGUAUGUAAACAUCCUCUGCUUCCAGAGUACAGAUUCAGAUCUGGCCAAAGUUUAGUCCUAGCCAUAUGUUCAACAGAAUCUGACCUCAAUCUACAUGAGGGAUAUGUUUAAGGGAGAUGAAGCCAUCAGAUGAGAAGGUCAUCCUGAUGACCUCUAAGAUAUUUUACAACCCUAGAGAUACUCCACAAUUAUUGGUGUGAGCAGAGCGCAUGCCUCUCCGAGAUCUGUCUCUUGGUGGCCAUGUGAGAGUGACAUUCUCUCAGUCUAAUAAACUCAGCACUUCUCCAAGUGUAUUCUUUUCAGACUCUUCAGUACUGAACAGGUUUCAGAACUGUGAAUGCCUGGGGGUUCCAAUAUGUUGGCUUCAGGUGUCAAUGAAAGACCAAGAUGGUACAUAGGAUAUGGCAGUGACUAACUCCAGCUUUAUAACACUGAGUUUGGGCAGUUGUUCUGUUUGUUGUGGCUCCAGAGGUUGUAGAAUGAAUUAAUGAAUAAUGUAAACUCAUUCAAACAUUUUCUACUGUGCCCAUCAGGUAGUUUGGGUGGAUUUGACAAAUACUUCUCAGACCAUUCAUGACUUUCUACUCUGACUUGAAUUAUCGUGAAGAUGUCUUCUGAGGUAUUGUAUCUUCUUUGUGAAAGGCAGUAUGGUGUAAUGCAAAGACUUUUAGAAUCUAAGUCAACAGACCUAAGCUCUAGUUACUUCAGUGCCAUGACUCAAGCUGUUUGUGUCUUUGUUCCAUUAAACAUAGAAUGUAGAAUCAGACCAAACAAACCCCUAAGCUUUAUCCAACUCUGCCACCUUCUUUAAAACUGUCUUCUUUAAAACUGUCUUAGCUGAAGAAUUUUACUUUUCUUUUCAAACAGAACCCUCAUAUAAAAAUAAUGUAAUAUCUGUUGUGCCGUCUUUCAAACUGGAUCAUGAUAGUUCCCCCUUAAACACUGUACUACUUUAUAAUUAGGAGAACUCAUAACUAGACUUGCUUUGCAGUUUUAUGUAAAGGUAAUGCUGACAUUGUAAAAUUUGUUUUAUGCCCAGGUAAUGAUGAUAUGCUGUAGUGGUAUCACUUUUGAUAACUGACUUUUUAGUCCAUCCUGAAACAAAAGUUAGCUUGCUUAAUUAUUCCUAUAAUGAUUAAAAUGAGAACUA
This is a messenger RNA of Fukomys damarensis (Damara mole-rat), 6300 nucleotides long. RefSeq names its product Rho guanine nucleotide exchange factor 5 (gene Arhgef5). NCBI's taxonomy places the organism in Eukaryota, Metazoa, Chordata, Mammalia, Rodentia, Bathyergidae. Gene Ontology annotation, cellular component: nucleus; cytoplasm. Gene Ontology annotation, molecular function: protein binding; guanyl-nucleotide exchange factor activity. The record is from RefSeq and is a predicted model, not a curated record. Bases 98 to 4912 code for a protein of 1604 amino acids. The transcript is spliced from 16 exons. Gene Ontology annotation, biological process: intracellular signal transduction; activation of GTPase activity.